Alternaria postmessia is the source of this 1278-nucleotide messenger RNA. RefSeq lists its product as uncharacterized. Gene Ontology annotation, molecular function: sulfite transmembrane transporter activity. Gene Ontology annotation, biological process: transmembrane transport; sulfite transmembrane transport. Bases 1 to 1278 code for a protein of 425 amino acids. Lineage: Eukaryota; Fungi; Ascomycota; Dothideomycetes; Pleosporales; Pleosporaceae. Gene Ontology annotation, cellular component: plasma membrane. The transcript is spliced from 3 exons. The record is from RefSeq and is a predicted model, not a curated record.
AUGUCAACCAAUGGAAGGAGCAGCUCGGGACAACAACACCAACGUCAAGAACGAGAUGGCGUCAUACCGAAACGUGAGCCAGGAUGGUCAAUUGCGAUCAAAAACUUCAGUCCACAAUGGUUCACGGUAUCCAUGGACACGGGCGUCCUGUCAAUAAUAAUGAAUCUUCUUCCCUGGCAAUUCCGCGGCCUAGGCAUCCUCGCAACGAUCAUGUUCGUCUUCAACCUCGUCUUGUUCACGGUCUUUACCCUCAUCUCGCUGCUACGCCUCGCGAAAUUCCCACGCCACGUCAAAACGCAGACACUCUCCCACGAAGAAGAGCUUUCGUACCUUGGCGCACCAGCCAUUGCGUACUUGACACUGGUAGCGCAGGUAACGCUCACAUGUUCCACGGCUUGGGGGUAUAACUGGACCGUCUUUGCCUACGUGUUGUGGUGGAUUGGUCUCGUGUGGACAGUGACACUGUGUAGUUUCCAAGUCAUUGUGCUUGCGAAGCGGGAUAUUACUGUUGAUCGUCAGCUCAGUCCUACGAUUCUGCUUCCGCUCAUCUCUGUCAUGACGCUUGGUACGACGGGCGGUUUGAUUGCGAAUUACUCGGUUGGACUGAGUGCUAGCAUGGCCGUUCCUAUCAUCGUCACAGGAUACAUGUGCAUCGGCUACGCCUUCUUCCUUGCGCUCCUCUACUAUGCGUUCAUUGCGCAUAAACUCAUCGCUGUGGGUCUGCCUCCACCGAUGAAGAUUCCCAGUCUUGUCAUCACAGUGGGACCUGUUGGUCAAUUCGCCACGGCAAUCCAGACGCUGAGUUCGGCUGCGAGUACGAGAGGGAUGUUUGGAAGUUACAACCAAGGGACAUGGUUGCAAUCCAGUGCAGCGAGCAGUGUGAGUGCAGCAGCGAUAUUAAUCGCGUUGUUAGCAUUGGGCUUCGGGUUCAUGUGGAUUACCAUGUCAUGGUAUAUCGUGGUUGAGGCUCUUGUCAAGAGGCAGCUGCCAUUCAGCUUGGCGUGGUGGAGCCUUAUCUUCCCAAUGGGUGUUUAUACCACCGGCCUCCUCAACCUUUCGAUCUCUCUCAAUUCGACCGCUUUCCGUGGCUUCACUACCGCCCUCCUCAUAUUCAUGUUCAUAAUCUAUUUUGUCAACUGGGGUGGCACUUUGUACCGGAUCUAUACCAAGCAGGCGUUAGGGGUGCCUCAGCAACGAGAGGAAGAGGAUGAACAAGCAAAAGAGAAGAAAGAAACAAUGGAUCGAUAUGUCGUAAGGAAUGGAGGGAACACAGUGUAG